Cutaneotrichosporon oleaginosum is the source of this 1235-nucleotide messenger RNA. RefSeq lists its product as uncharacterized. The record is from RefSeq and is a predicted model, not a curated record. Gene Ontology annotation, cellular component: nucleus. Lineage: Eukaryota; Fungi; Basidiomycota; Tremellomycetes; Trichosporonales; Trichosporonaceae. Gene Ontology annotation, biological process: tRNA N1-guanine methylation. Gene Ontology annotation, molecular function: tRNA binding.
CAAACAGCGAGUUCUAAUCGAAAAGUUGAACUUUGAACAUUCCUCCACUUGCACUUGCCAUGGCCGCCAACGACGCCGCCGUUCCGCCUCCCGAGCUCUCUCAGCCCGAGGCUGGGCCAUCUACGUCCUCGACUUCUGCGGCACCUGUGAACGCCGAUGGCGAGGCGCCCACCCUCUCGAAGAACCAGCAGAAAAAGGCAGCGAAGCGGGCGCGCGCGCAGGAGCACAAGCUAGAAAAGCGCGCGCAGGAGCGCGCCCGCCGCCGUGAACGCCAAGCCGAGCUCUCCAAGGGCUUGCGAGAGGGCACGCUCACGACUGCCGAGCUCGAGCAGGUCGAGAAGUCGCGGGAGCUGAAGCGUGCACGCAAGGCUGCAAGCAAGGGCAAGGAAGAGAAUGUUUGGCCUGGCGCAAUCGUCAUCGAUCUAGGCUUUGACAGCCUUAUGUUGGACGGCGAGAUCACCUCCAUGGUAUCUCAGCUGACAUACGUGUACGCAGCCAACCGCACGGCCAAGUUCCCUGUAUCCAGUGUGCUGCACACAUCCUUCUCGCCAGAGAGCAGUCCACGGUUGUGGGAGAAGCUGGGGCGGGCGCAGUGGCACCGCUGGAACCGCAUGCACUUCUGGGCCGGGGGCGUCGACACUCUAUCGGCAACUAUGAAAGAGCAUGUGGAGAAGGAACAAGACCCCGCGCCGCAGAAGAAGCCUGGCGAAGUGGCUUCGGUCGAGGACCUCUCCGAUCCCCACCUCCCGUUCCCCGCCUCCCGGCAGCUCGUCUACCUCUCCGCCGAUGCGGAGGAGGAGCUUACUACCCUCUCCGAAGACGAGGUGUACAUCAUUGGCGGGAUCGUCGACCGCAACCGGCAUAAGAAUCUGUGCCAGGGCAAGGCCGAGGGGCUAGGUAUCCGCACAGCGCGCCUGCCCAUUGGGAGCUUUAUUGAGAACCUCCCGACCCGCAAAGUGUUGACUGUGAACCAGGUAUAUGAGAUCCUGCUGAACUACCUCGCACUCCAGGACUGGAAGGCGGCGUUCGAGGCGGUCAUCCCACAACGCAAGUACUUCCACGGCAGGGACGAGAAGAAGGCUGCCAAUUCGGCCAGGCGGGUGGGGGAUGGCACAAGCGAGGCGGGGACGAGUGCGGCGGGGACGAGUGUUGCGGGUGAGGGCGAGGGUGUCGAGACAGAAGAGUGCAAGGUGGACGAUAUGUUAGUGGACGAGGAGGCCGCCAUGAACGCAUAG